UCAAAACACGGAAAUACAGAAAGCAACUGUAAGCGUCAUGCUGUUAUUGGUGUUGUGCGCUGAUAUAUUGUGAUGUCGUUAUAUCGUCCGUUUCAUUUAAUAAUAUGCUUUAUGCAUAAAUAACCUCCGUUUUGUGACAUAGAAUAAUGCGGAAGUCUGCCACAGUUGGGUUUUUGAUGAUUCGCCGGAUUUAAUAUGUACAGUGGACUUCUGCCGCCGGGUCUCACUGAGGCUGACCUGAGCUCUGAUGAUGCUGAUGAAGAAGUAACACCAGAAAAUAGACAAGGAGAGACAGACGAGCACCCCUUAUGUCAGUCAGGCACAGAGCAACAUUUUGUUUGUGUACAGGUUGAAUGUAAUAAGUCAAAAACUGAAUUGCACAAUUAUGAUGCCUCUGGGGAUGAUUGUCUUCCUGGAGUUUCCUUGGAUAAGUGGCAAAAGUUCAAAGAUCUCCAAAAAGCAAAAGAUGAACAGAGAAUGAAGCAACCACAAACAAAACGGCAAAGGAAAAGGCGCCACAGGAAAGGUGGGACACAGAAUUGCGACACUGAGCAGAAAAGGGAGCCUGAAGAGAAACAGGAGGAGCACUGGAAGGAGCUAACGCAGUAUUUUGGCAUCAAUGAUAGACUCAAGCCUCCUCCUUGUAGCAGACCUCCUCUCAUGUCAGGCCUGGAAAAGAGCAUAGAGAGUGCCAUCGCUGAAGGGGACUAUGGGAAGGCGGAAGAACUGAGUGACAGACUUGCUACUCGAGAGCUGGCCGUGAAAAUCGCACAAGCCGCCGAUUGCCGUGACUUCGCUAGCACCAAACAGGAAGCGGAGGCUUCCCGGGCAGCCCAAAAAAGGAGGAAGCAAAUCGCUUGGGGGUUUGAAGCAAAGAAAAGAUGGGAAACCAAAAGCAAUAUGGGAUUCAUGUGACAUUCACAGUUUUUUAAAAAGAUGAGUAAAGAUUUGGCAUGUUGAUAAUUGUUUAUAGAGGUAAUCUUUUCAUAAUACAUUAUUAUUGCACUCAAAUUCCCUUAUUUGUCAUUUAACAUUUUAUUUUUUCUCUGAAUUAGUUUUUUGGUCAUUCAUUCAGAUUUGUGGGUCAUUUUUAUAUAGCUAAAUAAAUUCUAUAAGCACACCA
Molecule: messenger RNA, 1123 nt
Organism: Ctenopharyngodon idella (grass carp)
Lineage: Eukaryota; Metazoa; Chordata; Actinopteri; Cypriniformes; Xenocyprididae
Gene: fam204a
Product: family with sequence similarity 204 member A
Exons: 7
Coding region: 196-915 (239 amino acids)
Source: RefSeq, a predicted model, not a curated record